GGACCCCUCUGAAUAUGUAAAUUUAUACACUGAGCACUCUAAUGCUUACUAAUAUCCCCAGAAAACACACCUGAGCUCUGGAUGAGAAGUGCCCGCAGCAUAUAGUUUAUUUCCCAAUGUAGAGAAAUAUGCUAAGUGUGCAUCUGUACUAUUGAGUCACAAAGAUAGAACAGUAAGAUUUGGACAACAGCACCUGCAUUUGGUCUAAGUGUUUGUGUUAAGACAUCACAGCCUGAGAAGCAAUAAUACAAGGGGAACCAUUUGUACAUCGAAUGCAACGGACACAACCGCGCGUACGGGAACUGCUAAAUACGUUCUGUAGUAUUUGGAUCGACUCGCGGAACACUUAAUCAGGAUGAAGUUUGACAAUAUUCUUGAAGAUCAUCUUGGGGCUUUUGGGAGUUACCAGAAAAGGAAGUAUUUCUUGCUCUGCCUCCCGGGUGUCUUCUGUGCGAUGCAGAUGCUGAGUCCAGUCUUUGUUCUCAACAUUCCGAAUCACAGAUGUGCCCUCCCUGGUGUCAGCAACGACACAUAUGCUGUACAAGGACUUGACCAUGAGAUCCUUCUUAACGCCACCAUACCCUGGAAGACGGAGAAAGGCGUCAGCGUCAGGGACUCCUGUCUCAUCUACAAGGACGAUGUUCCGGCGGGUCAGAACAGAACAACCCAGGAAUGCAGCGCCUGGGUGUACGACAACUCCGUCUUCAAGAACACUGUUAUUACAGAGCUGAACAUGGUGUGCAACGAUAAGGGCCUGAGGUCUCUUGCCAACAGCAUUCUGAUGGCGGGACUUCUGUGUGGAUCUCUUGUUCUGGGCAUUGUCUCCGACGUGAUUGGGCGGAAACCAACUCUGAUGUUAUCCAUCCUGCUACACGUUGGCACAGGAGUUGGAACAGCGUUUGCGCCGAACUUCGUGGCUUUCGUCAUUCUCAGAUUCUUUAAUGGUGCUUCUAAUAUCGGCCUCUUCGUAUCAUCUUUUGUAAUCGUGAUGGAGCUCGUUGGUCCCUCCAAACGAACCUUUGCUGGUAUGAUCAUCGAGUUCUUCUGGUGCUUGGGUCUAUUCAUUGUGGGCGGUCUGGCCUACUUCAUCCGUGACUGGCAUCAUCUCCAACUCGCUAUCUCCGUCCCAGCUGUGCUAUUGAUUGGCUUAUACUGGCUGGUUCCCGAGUCGCCAAGAUGGCUGCUGUCACGUGGUCGCGAGGAGGAAGCAGAAGCAAUCCUGAGGAAGGCGGCAGAAGUGAACGGCGUGACGCUUCCACCGAAGCUGUUUGACAAGGACACUCUGGAUGACGGUCCCCAGGCCAAGAUCACAGAGAUGUUCACAUCCCCAGUCCUCCUCGUCAGGACACUCAUCAUCUUCUUUAACUGGCUUGUUGCCAGCAUGGUUUUCUACGGUCUUGGUCUUAACGUUGGAAAUCUCGGCGGUGACAUUUACCUAAACUUUACCAUUGCAAACAUCGUGGAGACAGCAGCCUACGUCAUGUGUCUGUUUCUGUUGGACCGACUGGGCCGGAAGUUCCUACACUGUGGCAGCAUGUUGACAGGAGGGAUUGCGUGUAUUGCCACCAUCUUCCCCGUUUUGUAUGGGGGCCCAGAGCUGGAAUGGGUAACAAUUACUCUGUCAAUGAUUGGUAAAUUUGGGGCAUCUGCUGCUUUCGCCAUAAUUUACAUAUUUGCUGCGGAACUGUUCCCUACUGUUGUGAGAAACUCCGGCAUGGGUGGUAGCUCCUUCUCGGCCCGUAUUGGAGGAAUCCUGUCCCCUUACGUUGCUGAUCUGGGCACUCUUGUUGGUGGUGACUUCGGUAACGCACUCCCCCUUCUGGUGUUUGGUGCUGUGACAGUGGCGGCGGGGAUACUCUCACUGUGGCUACCCGAAACACUGAAUCGAAAACUGCCGGAAACUAUCGAGGAUGCCAAAGCUUUCGGAAAGAGCGGUAACAAAUCCUAUGAACUUGAUCACACAGUCGAAAAGUCUCCCUCCAAAAUGGAGUAUGACAACCCAGCCUUCAACAAGAUCUGAAGAUAACAGAUUGCAACAAGACAAAACGAUUGCUUGUAUCAUAUAUUCUUUUCAAUUGUGUGUUAUGUUUUCAUGGACUUACACGUGACAAACUAAUUCUAUUUGCAUAUUUAUCCAUGUUUACAAUGGUUGUAUUGUUUCACAUGCAUGCAAUGCUUUUGGCUAGCUAUCGAGUGUAAAGAUAUGUUCUCAUACUCGUCAGUUUCACGGGUUUAGCGGGAUAACUACCCUGGAGGAGUAGCAUCAGCAUGGGCUGUUCCGAUUUAGUAUCAGUGCGUCUGCUCACAAACAUUUGUGACGUGACAAGCAAGCGACGUCACAUAGAAACAUUAUGACGUCAUAUGCGCGUACAAUCCCGAACACCCGCUGCUGAGACACUCAAUUUUGAAAACGAACUAAUAACAUAUAUUUCUGUGAAUAUUUUUUGAAUGAGAUUUAGAUCAGUAAUCCAACCUGACGCCUAUUGUUUUUUACAUGGGGACAACUAACUGACCAGAACGUUCGAUGAAGUGACAAUUAAGUACUUUGUGUAAUAAUGUCUAUAGUCUAUAUGUUGUGACAUUGCCUAUAAGUCAACUGUGAAAACCAUUGUACUGUAACACAAUGUAUUUAUAUUUUUAUACACUACCGUGACAUUAUUUAUGUAAUUAAUUGAAUCCCGUCAGUGCAACCUCUUACUGAGUACUCGGGGGCGUACAUGAAGGAAAUGUGAUGGUAUAUUGCAGGUCAAAAGGACAUGGAUGAUUGCAAUUAAAUUGUACUUUGUAGAUAGAAAUUUACUAACAUUUGAUUUUUUGUUUCUGCAGAUAUUUCUCAAUGUUUAUAUUAUAAAUAGAUUAACAUGCAUCUUUGGAAUUUUGACACAGGAACAUGCCAUGCAUGAUACUGUGAGUGUAUGAAUUGCAAGGACAUAAUGUGUAUCGACAGUUUCUAGAAUUAUAUGCAGUAUGCAGUGCCAUAUUCGUUGAAAUGUAAUGCAUAUCUUCAUUGCGUCAGCAGGGCACCUCUUUCAACAUAUCAAGACCAGAAUACGUAUUUACGGCACAUUAACAAUCUUGGCAAAUAUGAAACAUUUUGUAUUCAUAGUAUGUUAUUAUCAAUAAAUAUAAAUUCUUGGAAUGAA
Haliotis rufescens (red abalone) is the source of this 3143-nucleotide messenger RNA. Its product is annotated as organic cation transporter protein-like. Gene Ontology annotation, molecular function: transmembrane transporter activity. The transcript is spliced from 10 exons. Gene Ontology annotation, cellular component: membrane. Gene Ontology annotation, biological process: transmembrane transport. NCBI's taxonomy places the organism in Eukaryota, Metazoa, Mollusca, Gastropoda, Lepetellida, Haliotidae. The coding region runs from base 356 to 2020 and encodes 554 amino acids. The record is from RefSeq and is a predicted model, not a curated record.